Messenger RNA from Henningerozyma blattae CBS 6284, 3315 nucleotides. RefSeq names its product DNA-directed DNA polymerase delta POL3 (gene POL3). The record is from RefSeq and is a predicted model, not a curated record. Gene Ontology annotation, molecular function: nucleotide binding; 3'-5'-DNA exonuclease activity; DNA-directed DNA polymerase activity. Gene Ontology annotation, cellular component: delta DNA polymerase complex. Gene Ontology annotation, biological process: nucleotide-excision repair, DNA gap filling; base-excision repair, gap-filling; DNA-templated DNA replication. The coding region runs from base 1 to 3315 and encodes 1104 amino acids. NCBI's taxonomy places the organism in Eukaryota, Fungi, Ascomycota, Saccharomycetes, Saccharomycetales, Saccharomycetaceae. The transcript has a single exon.
AUGUCGUCGUUGAAGAGAUUAAAUGAAAUGGAUAAAGACACACCAACUACUAAUGAUGAUCCAGCCAAUAAUGAAAAUAAUUCAAAUAAAAAAAUUAAAUUACAAAAUGAUAAUAUAGAGAUAAUACCCACUCAAAAUUUUGCUAAAUUCAAACAAAAAGGGUUUAAACCAAUUAAUUCAAAAUCACAAUCUUCAAAAGAUUCAAAAGACUUGGCUCAGUCAGCAACCAUUUUUGAAGAUGAGUUAUCACAAAUGGAACAUGAUUCAGCCGAUGCAAUCUCAGAACAUUCUUUAAAACAAAUAUAUUGUCGUAAACAGAUUCCAACUGAUUUUGAUCCAAUGACUUCUGAUAUAUCUUUCCAACAGAUUGAGUCUGAACAGAGUAUCCUACCACAUAUUUCAGAUAAUGGUACUUCAAGCGUUGUUCGAUUUUUCGGUGUCACAGAGAAUGGGAACUCGAUAUUAUGUAAUGUUACAGGGUUCAAACAUUAUUUGUAUGUUCCAAUACCUAUCAAAAAUGGCCAAUUUGCAGAAGAUCCAGAUGAAUUAACCAAUUUUAAAAAUCAUGUUCAUCAACAAAUACCAAAUUGUAUCAGUCAUAUUGAAAUUGUUAAGAAGCAAUCCAUAUGGGGUUAUUCAGGUGAUUCAAAAUCAAAGUUUUGGAAGGUAUAUUUAAACGAACCUAACCAAAUCAAUAAACUAAGAACAGGCUUUGAAAGAGGCUAUUUCUCUUAUAAUGGCUGGUUUUCAAAUGGUACAACGACAUAUGAUAAUAUCGCUUAUAAUUUAAGGCUAAUGAUCGAUUGUGGUAUUGUUGGUAUGUCUUGGAUUACUUUACCCAAAACCAAAUAUAAUUUAAUUCAAGAAAAUAUGAAAGUGUCUACUUGUCAACUUGAAGUCACCAUAAAUUACAAAGAUUUGAUUGCUCAUCCUGCUGAAGGUGAAUGGUCACAUACAGCUCCAUUACGUAUUUUAUCAUUUGAUAUUGAAUGUGCUGGUAGAGUAGGUAUUUUUCCUGAACCAGAAUAUGACUCAGUGAUUCAAAUUGCAAAUAUCGUGAGUGUUGUUGGUGCAAAAAAACCUUUUAUUCGUAAUGUUUUCACAUUAGAUACCUGUGCCCCGAUUACUGGAUCUCAUGUUUUUGAUCAUAAAACUGAGGCUGAAAUGCUACAACAUUGGAAGGAUUUUAUCAUCGAAGUUGAUCCUGAUGUAAUGAUUGGUUAUAAUAUUCAAAAUUUCGAUUUUCCUUAUCUGAUUGAUCGUGCAAAAGCCUUGAAGAUUGAAGAUUUUCCUUAUUUUAGUAGAAUUAGCAACUCUAAACAAGUAGUGAAGGAAGCUGUCUUCUCUUCCAAAGCUACAGGUACAAGAGAAUCUAAAAAUACAAAUAUUGAUGGUCGCUUACAAUUUGAUCUGUUCCAAUUUAUUCAAAGAGAAUAUAAAUUAAGAUCAUAUACUUUAAAUGCUGUUUCUGCAAAUUUCUUAAACGAACAAAAGGAAGAUGUUCACCAUAGUAUCAUUACAGAUUUACAAUUGGGGGAUAGUGAAACCAGAAGAAGGCUAGCUGUUUAUUGUUUAAAGGAUGCAUAUCUACCGCUACGUUUAUUAGAUAAAUUGAUGGGUCUCGUUAACUAUACAGAAAUGGCUCGUGUUACGGGUGUUCCUUUUUCAUAUCUAUUAACUCGUGGUCAACAAAUUAAAGUUAUAUCACAACUGUUCAGAAAAUGUCUGGAAAUUGAUACCAUUAUUCCGAAUAUUACAAGUAAAGGAUCUGACGAACAAUAUGAAGGUGCUACUGUUAUUGAACCAAUUCGUGGUUAUUAUGAUAUUCCAAUUGCAACCUUAGAUUUCAACUCAUUAUAUCCCAGUAUCAUGAUGGCACAUAAUUUGUGUUACACUACAUUGUGCAAUAAGCAAAUUGUAAAUAGUUUAAAUUUGAAAUUAGAUGAAGAUUAUAUCAUUACACCAAAUGGAGAUUAUUUCGUUACUGAGAAAAGAAGACAUGGUAUCUUACCAAUUAUUCUGAAUGACCUAAUCUCUGCUAGAAAAAAGGCUAAGAAUGAUCUAAAAAAGGAAAAAGAUCCAUUCAAAAGAGAUGUUUUGAACGGUAGACAAUUAGCUUUAAAAAUUUCUGCAAAUUCUGUUUAUGGGUUUACAGGUGCAACAGUAGGGAAGCUACCAUGUCUGGCUAUUUCUUCUUCUGUUACUUCUUUCGGUCGUAAGAUGAUUUUAGAAACCAAGAAUGCUGUUCAAGAUAAAUACUCGGUUAAAAAUGGGUAUGAGCAUGAUGCUGUAGUUGUUUAUGGUGAUACCGAUUCUGUAAUGGUAAAAUUUGGUACAUCAGAUCUUAAGGAGUCAAUGAGAUUAGGUACAGAAGCUGCUGCCUGGGUUUCUACCUUAUUUAAGCAUCCAAUUAAUCUAGAAUUCGAAAAAGUUUAUUUCCCAUACCUACUAAUCAAUAAAAAGAGAUAUGCUGGGUUGUAUUGGACAAAUCCUGAUAAAUUUGAUAAAUUAGAUCAAAAGGGGUUAGCAUCUGUCCGUCGUGAUUCUUGUCCCUUAGUUUCCAUCGUCAUGAAUAGAGUCUUAAAGACAAUUUUAAUUGAUAGAAAUGUUGAUGGUGCAUUAGAAUAUGUAAAGGACGUUAUUGAUGAUCUUUUACACAAUCGCGCUGAUAUUUCAAAACUAAUUAUUUCUAAAACACUAGCUCCUCAAUACACAAAUCCGCAACCUCAUGCAGUACUUGCCGCUCGUAUUAAAAAGAGAGAUGGUAACGGCCCAAAUGUUGGUGAUCGUGUUGAUUACGUUGUUACUAGUGGGAAUGAUAAAUUGUAUAAUAGAGCAGAAGAUCCAUUAUAUGCUCUAGAACACAAUAUCCAGAUUGAUUCCAAAUAUUACCUAACAAAUCAAUUGCAAAAUCCAUUAACUAGUAUUAUUGAACCUAUCAUUGGCGAACGCCAAGCCAAUGCAAUGUUUUUAGUUAAAUCUAUUAAAAUUAAUACAGGUAAUAUGAAGACAGGUCUAAUGGGUUUCAUUAAAAAAGUUGAAGCUUGUAAAAAUUGUAAAACCUCAUUAAAAAAAGGUGAAGGCCCAUUAUGCUCUAACUGUUUAGGUAAAUCUAGUGAACUUUAUGUCAAAGCAUUAUAUGAUGUGAGAGACUUGCAAGAAAAAUAUUCACGCGUUUGGACAGAAUGUCAACGCUGUGCUGGAACUCUGCAUAAUGAAGUUCUAUGUUCUAACAAAAACUGUGAUAUCUUUUAUAUGAGAGUUAAAGUUAAAAAAGAACUUCAAGAAAAGAUGGAUGAACUAAGUAAAUGGUAA